ACAGGCUACCAGCUCGUUUGAAAUCAUCAGCGUCUUGCAACGCCAGAUCCUGAGGUACCACACAUUGGCGGGACCGGGACGUUUUCGGAGUCACCGACAUCGGCCCUUUCGCCCGGAAAUCCAUCGGUUCCACCGGCCCGACUCGCCUCCACCCAUUGAGACUGACCUCGACAGUUUUUUUGGAUACUGUCAUCUUCUCCGUUCUGGACCACUGUACCAUGUCGUUGAAUGCUCCGGAUCCCAUCGAUGAGCCCAUCCAAGAUGUCACCGAGAGUACACCUCUGUUGGCGAAGAAAGCUACGACGCCCUUGCCCAAACUCCAGCUUUUCAUCAUUUGCUUGAUCCGUGUUGUUGAGCCCAUCUGUUUUCAGGUCAUGUAAGUCCAGAGGCGAAAGGAUGGGCGCGCUUAACGAUUUAGCUUCCCCUUCAUCAACCAAAUGCU
Messenger RNA from Kockovaella imperatae, 442 nucleotides. RefSeq lists its product as hypothetical. The record is from RefSeq and is a predicted model, not a curated record. NCBI's taxonomy places the organism in Eukaryota, Fungi, Basidiomycota, Tremellomycetes, Tremellales, Cuniculitremaceae. Bases 219 to 380 code for a protein of 53 amino acids. The transcript has a single exon.